Messenger RNA from Cololabis saira (Pacific saury), 521 nucleotides. RefSeq names its product glycine N-methyltransferase-like. Bases 97 to 333 code for a protein of 78 amino acids. Gene Ontology annotation, biological process: one-carbon metabolic process; protein homotetramerization; regulation of gluconeogenesis. The record is from RefSeq and is a predicted model, not a curated record. Gene Ontology annotation, molecular function: glycine N-methyltransferase activity; glycine binding; identical protein binding. Gene Ontology annotation, cellular component: cytosol. The transcript is spliced from 2 exons. NCBI's taxonomy places the organism in Eukaryota, Metazoa, Chordata, Actinopteri, Beloniformes, Belonidae.
GAUCUGACAGAGACCAAUAAAUACGUUUAUUUGUUGCAGAGCGACCUGACUCAGGACAUCUCCACCUCGGUGCUGUGGGUCAACAAUAAACCACACAUGAUCACUCUGGACUACACCAUCCACGUACCGAUGGCCACCCAGCAGAACCUCCCUGAAGUCAGUAAAUUCCGCCUGUCCUACUACCCUCACCGCCUGGAGAGCUUCAGCGCGCUGCUCAAGGAGGCCUUUGACGGCAAAAUGCAGCACAACGUCUUCGGAGAUUUCCAGACCUACGUGCCGGGUCAGAGCCAGGUGCCGUGCUACUUCAUCCACGUCUGCAAGAGGACGGCGUAGAAGAAGAUCCAACCAAUCAGUGAUCACACACGGGCUCCUUGGAAUUAACGUAGUACUCUAACAAUCCCACAGAUUUGGGCAUGAUUUUAUUUGAAUAUCUUUUUAGUAAACACAUUAGAAAAGAAAAAAGUGGCUUUAGAAGAAACAGUCAUUUAUAUUUUAUCUCAUUUGAAAACAGACGUAAAGAU